ACCGAAAGUUUAUGUACCGUGGACAAUACAUCGAUAUGUCUGUCCCUCACUAUGGAAUACCUCUAUUAUAUCUCAUUCAGAAGGUUUUCAUACGUAAAUAGCUUGUCCGCUAGUCCAGGAACCAAGAACGUGAUAUUAGCAUUGGAUUUCGCAUGCGCAAGGACCUGUCAAUACCAGAUUUGUGACGAGAUUUAGUGUAUUUUGUCACGACUUUGUACAUUUUGUCAUCUUUCGAUUUUUCUCUAUAGGAGAAGGAGCUUACUGACUUCAAUUUCUGACACAAGAGGUCGAACAGCAAUCCACCGCCAUGAAGUGGUGUGUGACAAACUCGAAGCCUGGGAAGCAGCAGGUCAAGACCAUUGUUGGCCAGGUGUCUGAUGAGAACAGAGUGAAACCACAUAAAACGUUCGCUUCUAAAAAGGCUUACAAUUGCGCAGUUAUGAUGCUUGUCUGCGGCCUCCUCACUAUCAUUGGAGGCAUCAGCCAAGAGUUCGCCAUGUACCACAUGUGGGGAGGGAGUUUCCAUGGUUGGAGCAUUUGGAUCGGGGUCCUCUUCACCAUCGCCGGUACCUGCGCUGUCCUUGCAUGUAACAAGCAGAGUAAGCCAAGACUGAUCUCGGCUACAGUGUUCUCGAUCAUGACCAUCAUCACAGCACUCGUGGUCAUCGUCUUGUUUGGCUUCUGUGUAGCGGAGGUCGUCAAGAUGCACCACAGGAUGGUGGAAAUGAGGCAGUGGAGAGAGGAAUCUGGGGAAAGUUUCGAUAAAUUUGGCGGGCUGAGUGAAUUGGGCGAAUAUGAGCACCCACACGGCAGGAAACAUCAUCACGGUCACAAGCCCCACCAUGAGCAUCAUCACCACCACCACCGACAGUCAUGGCCAACGCCUACGGGUCGCCCAUGGCCAAGACCGACGCCGACGCCAACGCCGACGGGUCGCCCAUGGCCAAGACCGACGGGUCGCCCAUGGCCAAGGCCGACGGGUCGCCCAUGGCCAAGACCGACGGGUCGCCCAUGGCCAAGGCCGACGGGUCGCCCAUGGCCAAGGCCGACGGGUCGCCCAUGGCCAAGACCGACGGGUCGCCCAUGGCCAAGGCCGACGGGUCGCCCAUGGCCAAGACCGACGGGUCGCCCAUGGCCAAGACCGACGGGUCGCACAUGGCCAAGACCGACGGGUCGCCCAUGGCCAAGACCGACGGGUCGCCCAUGGCCAAGACCGACGGGUCACCACUGGCCGAGACUGACGGGACACCGAUGGCCAAGGCCCACAAGACACCCAUGGCCAAGGCCGAAUGGUCAUCACUGGCCAAAGCCGUCAGGACGCCAAUGGUCGAGGCCGACUGGUUUCCACUGGCCAAAGCCGACAACACGCCCUAUGCCGACUGAACUCCCUUCGCCAGUCAAAGGUACAUGGUCAUCACAGAAGGCCGCGGUAAAGAAGGAAGACUGCAAGUUCACAAGCGGCUGGCCAGCAAUUAUGUUGUUUGUGGCGAGUUUGGCUGUGGUCACCUUGGUGUUGAUUGAGUUGGUCAUUGCGGUCAUCCUUACAAUCGUUGGCGUCAGGUCCUUGAAGGCAGCCAAGUACGAGUUAAAAGACUACAAGAUCCUAGGUUGAUUCCUCUAAGCAAAUAUUGACGAUUUCCCUAAAGUUUAAACAUAUCAAAUGACCACAUUCAACUUCGUGACAAAUCAAACUGACACAGUACAAUAUCAUCCAUUCAUUCUCUACGCAGUGACCGAUUUCAUCGGUUGACUGAAGUUUGUGUUGAUAUCUAUAUGCGUGCAUUUCCAUGUACAUGUAGAUAUACACUGUAGUUGGCAAAACGCUUGCAUUGUAAUUUAAAGGCCUACGCUGUUCGUUAAAAAAAAUUGUAAUUGAAUUUGAACAUUUCAAAUUGCGUAAAUAUGUACUGAAAGAAUUUCAACGCUGCCGUUGUGCAGACAGAUAUACAACUACUGAAUUUACCAAGUUUUCGAAAAUUUGAAUGCAUUAUCACUCGAUGCACUACGGCCUUGUGUAUAAGUCCAUUUCUAUUUUCCUGGACCCCCAGGAAUUACGAACGGCAUAUCCCUUUAAGCCCCUUUCGUGUUUUCCUGUGUGUUUUAUUUUCGCGUGGUUUUGUAACAUGUUUAUAGUUUGAAAAUACGAUUUUUUUUGGUAAAUUAAUAUUCCUCAAUUAUAUUAGUUAAGUACUUGUACAUAUUUCAUACAUUUACAUACAUUAGGUUUAAAAUGGUGAUGACAAUUUUAUAUGCCUGUAAUUUUGUAUACCAAGAAUUAAUAUUGCAUAUCGUUGUCUACACUGAUAUCAUACUGCAAAUGAGCACACAUAAUGAUCGUAGGCCUACAUGUAGUUUUUAAUGAAUUUAUACGCUUAGGAAAUUGUACAUUUGGUCAUUUGCUAAAUAUAGUUGGGCCACAAAUGGUGAACUACUCUGAUUGUCUGUUGCCUCAGGUAUAAAGAAUAAACACUGAUAUGAGACAGUGUGGCGAAAUCUAGGUCGAGUAUACCACCUUGUGCCCAGUCACCGUCACCUGGUACAUCCGGAUUGCACCAUAUGGGCAUCGUGCCAAGUACGUCUUGAUAUAUAUAGAGGUGCCAGUGGUACCUAUCGUGCCAUGCACUUGUCCUGGGAAUCACCGAAGUGUUAAGGAUGACGCAGCACGACAUUUCGGGGGCCUACACGAUUAACUCGCCAAUUUCAAAAUCUCUCAGAAACGCUGAGGCUAUAAUUAUAUACUGACGACCGUAACUUAUAAUUUCUGGGAAAGGUCUAAACUGAGGGCAAAAUAUAUUGAGAAAACUAUACUGAUGUAAUGAUCUAUUGGAGAAAACGUACCGACAGCAUAAUUUUUCGGAAAAAAUAUGCUGACGGUAUAAUUUAUUGAAGAAAACGUACUGACAGCGUAACUUAUCGGAAGAAAACGAUACUACGAAUACGAUAUAGUUUAUUGUAGAAAACGUUCUGACGGUAUAAUUUCUAAAAAAAACCUAUGCAGACGGAAUAAUGAUUAUUUCUUGGAGUUACCACAGCUGGCGAUAUGAUAUCUUGGAGAAACCAUUGUGACCGUUUUACUAAAUGUACAUAUGCCUAUACUACUGACAGUACAAUGUACAGGUACAUGUAAUUUUUCCGAUGAAUAAACUUUGAUCAAUUAGAUGUAAACACAA
Messenger RNA from Lineus longissimus, 3170 nucleotides. RefSeq lists its product as uncharacterized. The record is from RefSeq and is a predicted model, not a curated record. Lineage: Eukaryota; Metazoa; Nemertea; Pilidiophora; Heteronemertea; Lineidae. The transcript has 3 exons. The coding region runs from base 308 to 1612 and encodes 434 amino acids.